CCCACUUAAAAGGUCACGUGACGUAUAUGGCGGAUAAUUGCAUCGUGUCUUGUCAGUAAAGGAGCUGUUCUUCUCUCUAAUUCUCACUUUUUUUCUCUUCUUUAAGUUGCUGCACCUUCUCUUGUGCCUGUAGAAGCAGUCUUUUUGUCCCAAUAAGUAGUUUAUUGGGAUUAUACAGUCCCGCAGGCAAGGAAGUUUUUAAAAUGUUCUGGAAAAUUAACUUUAGACCAACGUCAGCUAUCGAUGGCCUCCUUGACAAAGAGGAUUGCACGUUGAACGAGAUUCUUGACGAAGACGACGUUUUACAAGAAGUCAAAUCACAGAAUAAGAAACUAGUUGAAUUUUUACAGAAGGAAGAUAAUCUUGAGACACUUGUCAAGUAUGCCUGUGUUGUGUCUGAGCCUGACCUAGAGGAUAAAUACAAGUUUAAGUAUCCUCAUUUAGCUUGUGAGAUACUAACUGCUGAUGUCUUUACCAUUGUCGAGGGUCUUGCUACAGCCGAAAAGUUCCUGCCAAUGCUAUGGAAGUUUUUGCAUGAUGAGCCACCACUAAAUCCACUAAUAGCUAGUUUCAAUAGUAAGAUUCUUGCAAUGUUGCUAGGCCAGAGAACCACGUUGUUUUUGGAGUACAUACAGAAAAUCGAGGGCUUUGUCGAUCAUUUUCUAAAACACCUCGGCACGUCUGCCAUAAUGGACUUGCUCCUACAAAUGAUUGCUGCACCCGAGGGAGACCAGGGGAGACAAGACGUUGCUAUGUGGUUAUCUGAUGAAGGAGUUAUCGAGAAAUUAAUAGAUUUUGUUACGACUUCGUCAAGCGUUGAUCAAUGUGUCAACUCGAGUCAAGCUUUGUGCGAUAUUUUACGAAUAUCACGUGAAUCUGCUCAAAUGUCGGGACCCGGCCCGCUAUUGAAGACACUAGAAAACGAGGAGACUAUAAAGAGAUUACUGGAUAACAUGUUUUCGGUGGAUGACCCACCCGAUUGGGUCAUCAUUAAUGGAACCUAUGUACUGUUAACUGCUCUAGAGAAAAGGAAUUAUGGCAGUGGCUACAGCCCCACGUUUAGUAGAUCUUAUCCUCAAUCGGGAGCAACAGGAGGAGGCGGAGAAGAGGCUCUUCCUGUCGAUCAAUCGACGGAAAAGAUUAUAACUAAUAUCGUUCCCUGCGUGAAAUUAUUUCAUAAUCUCUUAAAUAGGAAGCCGCAGUGCGAGACUAUGGUGACGACUGUUGGCGUGCUGGAUCCUCCGUUGGGUAACAUGAGGCUCCAGGUUGUGAGGCUUUUCUCUGCUCUCCUUUACUCACAUGAUACUCGCAUACAAAAAGAAAUAAUUUUAAAUUCAACACUAACAGUAUUAUUGGAUUUAUUUUUUCAAUAUCCAUGGAACAAUUUCCUACACACGCAAGUUGAGUCUUGCAUUAUAGCAGGGCUUGCCUCAGUGAGUCCAGUCACAAUGGAAAUGGACAAUGGGACUGGACAGCCUAACAACACCACCACUCUUAGGCAACAUCUAUUGAGUGAUUCAAAGUUAGUUCAAAGGUUGCUAGAUGGAGCUAGGACAAAUCAAGAACUGAUUGGUAGUAGUGAGAUAGAUGGAACUCGUUUAGGAUUCAUGGGUCACCUCGUUAGAAUGGCCAAUCAGAUUUCAGGGAAUGAUCGUCUCGGCAACAUGGGGGGCGUGUUGGAAAGAGCAAGGGAAGAGGCUGCUACCACAACAGCAACGGUUGACGACGAAAGACUGCAAGGAGAACUUGAUAGAGACACGUAUGAAAAGUGGACAGAGUUUAUUAGCGGACCGAUUGCCGAGAUGAAUAAGAAGAAUGACACCAAUUUGGGUGGUUCCCGAGCCUUGACCUCUAGUAUUGAUGAUAGUGACGAAGAGUUUGAUCCUUUGAACAUGGGCCCUGAUAAUGAGUUUGAAAAGGCAUUCCAGCAAUAUCAAGACAGUCGUUUCUCAACGAUAUUAAUAGAGGACUUUGGACUAAACGAUGGCCUUGAUCCAGCCCCAGUCUCCUAUUCUAACACAUACACUGCCCUCACCUCCAUCAACUGCACUGUGGAGGCCGAUGAGGUACACACUCAGCUAAUGGCCGGCUUUGAGGCUUGUUGCUCUGAGAGGAUCCAUCCUUUUGACGACACUGACAGUGAAGACGAAGAGGAGUCGAGCCCUUGGGCAGAAAAGGAGAUCUCGUUUGUGUCUUCGCUGGGACAGCGGUCGUUGAUUAGCACCAGCGAGGAGGAUGAUGAGGACGAGACAAAUAAGGAGAAGGGACGGAGGAGAGAGUUCCCAACCGAGUCGAGCGAUGAUGAGGACUCCUUGAAACUGAUGGGUGGGAAGGAUCGACUGAUUAUUGUCGAAGGGAAAGAAAGAAAUUCUGAACCAAAUGAGAUUGGUGUUAUAUCGUGGAAGUCAGAGUUCUCAACUGACGAGGACCUCUCAAGACCUGACCCCAACGACUGGACACAAGAACCAGCACCAGCAACAACUGGAGGAGGAGGAGGAGGAGCAGAUGAAAAGAAUUGGGCCGACUUUUCUACAUUUUCAACCGGACAAGUUAAGGAGGACACUGUAGUAUCUGUUACAUAUGUAUCGGUCAAAGAACUUGAGUCAGAAUCAGCCAGUACUUCUGUAGUUACGUCUAGUGCAUCCAUACAAGUGUCAGGAGAAGGGGGCGUGUCUGGGAGGGUAGACCAAUAUACUAGGAUCAGUAGUACUGGUAGCAUCGGCUCUGUUGGCAGUGAAGAGGACAUGAUCCUUGAUAAUAAUUUAUUACAGAGCAAUGAGAGAGAGGAGGAGGAAGAGGAGGGAGGUGCUGAUUCUGAUCAUAGUUCUGGUAAUAAUUCAUCUGAUGAAGAUAGGUCAGUUAAUUAUGGUGUUACUGAUGGUGAUUCUGGUAAUCCCUUACUACUAAAUGAAUCUAGUGACGUUUCUAUUGAAGAAACUGAAACCACGCCCACUAAUAAUGAAGAGAAAAUCAUUGAGGGUGUGGUGACCGAAUCGUCUAACUCAUGAAUAUUAAUGAGCAGUUUUUUAAUGAAAUUAUUAGUUAUAUUAUUAUUAUUAUUGUUAUUGUUAUUAUUGGCCAUGCCCACCCACCCCUAUGCAUAUAUGAGUCAACGAUUCUCACUGGCCUAACUCUUAUGUAAACUUAAUAACUAUUAAUAACCAGUAAUAUUAUGAUUGUCCUUUUCUUCUCUCUUUAUUUAAUAUUAUUAUUAUUAUUAUUAUUAUUAUCAUUAUUAUUAUUAUUAAUUAUGCAUGGGCACAGUAACAUGUAUUUUCCCUUAAUGGUGUUUGUUGUGAGAAAUAA
This is a messenger RNA of Amphimedon queenslandica, 3306 nucleotides long. RefSeq names its product serine/threonine-protein phosphatase 6 regulatory subunit 3-like. The record is from RefSeq and is a predicted model, not a curated record. The transcript has 21 exons. Lineage: Eukaryota; Metazoa; Porifera; Demospongiae; Haplosclerida; Niphatidae. Gene Ontology annotation, molecular function: protein phosphatase binding; protein phosphatase regulator activity. Gene Ontology annotation, cellular component: cytosol; nucleus. The coding region runs from base 204 to 3008 and encodes 934 amino acids.